Molecule: messenger RNA, 9102 nt
Organism: Girardinichthys multiradiatus
Lineage: Eukaryota; Metazoa; Chordata; Actinopteri; Cyprinodontiformes; Goodeidae
Exons: 15
Coding region: 1-8298 (2765 amino acids)
Biological process (GO): DNA repair; telomere maintenance
Molecular function (GO): ATP hydrolysis activity; DNA helicase activity
Source: RefSeq, a predicted model, not a curated record
AUGCGCCUCCAUGUUAUGAAGCCAGGACAGGGGGAGACACAGAAUGAGCCCAGGACAUCCCCACCCACCGCGCAGGCUUGGACCCCCACCCAGUCUCCGGAGAAGAAGAUGUCCCGACUGCUGGAGUCCCCGGGCCAGGUGGUUUGCCAGGAGGAGCCCCGUAGGCCAUUGACCUCUCUUGUGUCACGCCGUGGGACGGGGCGUCGCCAUCGCGUCGUGAAGUGGCCGUUUUCCCCUGUGACUUACCGUAGUCACAAGUUGGUCCUGCCAGCCGCGGUCCCGGAGAAGAGGUUUGUUCUUUUGGUUGGUGACUCUCAUCUGCGUGCUUACGUUGAUGAGUUUGUCUCCAUGCCAGAGGGCAACCUCUCCUUUGGGUUUCUUGCAACCCCCGGGGCCUCGGCGGACGAGUUGAGGCGUGAGGUGCUGGGAGCAGUUCUGCCUCGGACCCCCGAGGUAGUCUGUCUUCUGGCACCCGGCAACAACUUGGAAGCCAGAAGGACCGUGCAGCAGUCGGGCGCGGACUUCGAGGGGCUGCUGCUUGCCGUCGGCAACCUCUGCCCUAACGUGGUUGUUGUGGACUUUCCUCCACGUCUAACCGUGGAGGAAGACCACCAACAGCUGCUCCGGCAGGAGUACCACCGUGUGGCUGCUCGGAGAAAUGUUCGCUACCUCUCGGUAGUUGAACAUUUCCCGCGGAGCUGCUUGGACAUGUGGAGCAGGGAUGGCGUUCACCUGAGCGACCAUCCUGGGAUGGAGGUCCUUGCUCAGUUGCUGUGGGAUGCGUCCUACACGCAACUUGAGUUAAGUGCACCGACAUCUCCAGCUCCACCUCCUGCUCCUGUGACGCCUCCUUCCCCCGUGGUGAGACGUUCCCCCCCUAGGCUGGUUGUGGUCGGCGAGGUUCCAGCUCCGCGUCCUUCGGACCCUUUCGCUUGGACUGUUGUCCGUGGUGGCCAGAGGACGUCGCGCCAGGUCCAGAGGGGUGAUGGCUCUCCACACAUCACUGGGAGGAUGGUUGACCAACAGGGAGACCUGCUGGACUCGACCAUUCCCCCGAAUCCUGUGUGGUUCAGCCCAACGGUGCUGGAGGAGAUGGACCGGAUCGUUCCUGCGUCUGGCCGUGACGCUCCGUUACCGACGCGUGCUCUGAAGGGGAAGAAGAAAGCCAGUGUGAGACGUCGUCCACGACCCGAUCCCUCCAAGCCGAGACCGGAGGAGCUGCAGGUGGAGGGAGCUCCGACUGAGAGGACCAGGCCAGCCCGUCGCCAGCCCAGGAGAGCCGCCCCCACGUUGGAGGUUGACGCCCCCGCCGAGUCCUCUCCCGCGCCUCUGGAGGACCAUGUCAGGGAUGACAGCUGCCAGGCUUCUUCGUUGGAACCCUGUGCCAGCGGUCCGCCUGUCCAGACUGUGAGAGCCACACAUUGCCAGGCUGACUACAGAUACGGUACAUUUUCCCGUAAUCACCAGUGCACCUGUAUGGCUCUGACAUUUUUAGCGUACCACAGUGAGGGGUUGCAGUGUGACACAGUCUUACUUGACAGAGUACUUGAGCAAGGAGAUGCACUUUAUGUUGGCAUUAAACAGCAGCUCAUGUUGGACGGUAGAUUUGUUGAUAAUCACUUGACAGUUGAAGAGAUGCCCCAACAAGUACUGACAGACGGGAACAUCUACUCUGUACACACAACGGGUGUCAGAGUUGGUCGUGUUUUGUGUCAGAAUGAUAGCCCUCAAAGGUCACAGCGAAUGGGAUUUCCUCUUGCCUCACAACUAGAGUGUCUGUCUGAAAAUGUCACCCAUGCUUUUCUUUUGGUGACUCCUGAGUGCAUUGCAGUUUUCCGGGACAGAGACGGUAGGUUUGGAGUUUUUGAUUCUCACUCAAGAAACUCAGCAGGCCUGCCCCAUCCUAACGGAACUGCAGUGGUCAUGACCUUUAGCAACCUAACGCUCAUGGUUGAACAUCUGUACAAACUCUUUCAGAACCGUGGCCCCAAUGCCACGUAUGAGUUUGUACCAGUAUCGUUUGUCAGCGACGACAUUGGUGAUGCCCCUCCUCCGGCCUUGAGCAAUCUGAAUAUUUCACCUGGAUCCACACAAGCAAGCCCAGGUGCUAAGAAAUCAGAGAGCGCUUCUGAUGAAGAGGAUGAAGAGGAAAUGCCAGCUUGGCUUGUUGAAGUUGGCCACAUAUUAGAGGAAACCGUCCCAACGAUGCCAGAUGUGUCCAAAAUGCCGAAAGCCAGGAGGAAAAAAGUAAAAGACAGGGUCAAAGCUCAGCUGGGACAGGAUGUAGUUAAAAAAAUGAAACAAAGAACAUCUGAGAAAGAAAAAUAUGAUACAUCGCCUACAUAUAAGGUAAAAAAAAUACGGGCAAUGAAACAAGCAUAUCUUCUUCAACAUGCAGAGAGGAAGAUCCAGUUAACUGCUAGAUACAAGCGUGAUGUUGCUUACCGAAGGAGACUAAUGGAAUAUGUGAAGAAAAGAUACAGCAACGAUCCCAACUACAAAGCCAGACAGAAAGCAUUUAUGAAGAAGUAUAUGAAGGAAAGAUACAGCAACGAACCCAACUUCACAGCCAGAAAGAAAACAUUCAUGAAGAACUAUAUAAAGGAAAGGUACAGCAACGAUCCCAACUUCACAGCCAGACAAAAAACAUUUAUGAAGAACUAUAUAAAGGAGAGGUACAGCAACGAACCCAACUUCACAGCCAGACAAAAAACAUUUAUGAAGAACUAUAUAAAGGAAAGGUACAGCAACGAUCCCAACUUCACAGCCAGACAGAAAAGACUUAUGAGGAUGUAUAUGAAGAAAAUGUACAGCAAGUUACAGUUCCGGGUGCAACAUAUUAAAAAAUGUGCUGUCAACAAGAGACUAAGGCUAUCAAAGAAGACACUUCCUCAAAAUACAAUGCUGCAGUGUGCAAUGAGAAUCAGGCGAAAAUACAGAAGGACUUUAGACUUUCUCCAAGGAACUCCACAGCCUCUGAUCAGCAACGAAAUGAAAGCUGCAAUUCUGAAAUUUCAAGAGAAAAUUCAACUUGGACCCACACAUGUCUGCACGGUUUGUCACAGAGCUCUUUUCCCGAGUCAAGUCAAGCAUUGUAACAGAGCCAAAUAUACCAAGAACAUUCGUGUGGAGGCCGAAUGCCUGACAGGUACGUAUGUUCACAUGUGUGACUCUGCAUGUUCCGCCCCGUGUUCUGUACCCAAAGAGAGGACUCAGGAGUGGAUCUGCUACACAUGUGACAGCUACGUAACCAGAGGAAAGAUGCCAUCAAUCGCUGCUGCCAAUCACCUGGACCUGGCACCGAUUCCCACAGAGCUUUCCCUAUUGAAUGUACUUGAGAGGCAAUUGAUUGCAAAAAUACUGCCUUUUGCCAAGAUUGUUUCAUUGCCCAAAGGACAGCAGAGAGCAAUUCAUGGAGCUGUUGUUUGUGUACCUUCGGAAAUGGAAACAAUCGUGAACUGUCUUCCCAGGCCCAGCACAGAAGCACAGCUUUUACAGGUUAAGCUGAAGAGGAAAAUUAAAUACAAAGGAUACCAAUACUUUUACACAGUAAACAUGGAAAAUGUUUUGGCUGCACUCAGAAAGCUUAAAGAGACCCACCCGGAUUACAAGGAUGUAAAUAUAAAUGAAAGUGCAACAUUUGAGGAUUUCCAGGACGACCAACCUGUUGAGGAAUCAGAAACCCAAGCAGAGGAUGCAGUCACAGACCAACCUGACCACAUAGGGGAAGAACAUCAGGCUCUUCGACCGGGUCUGAUCUUGGACACUUGCAUGCAGCCACCUGACAUAGCACAGGAAGUGCUCUCCUAUGGAGAUGGAAUUUUUAGUGUCGCUCCCGCCCAAGGAAACAAACCCGUUGGCUUCUUUACUGUUCCAAGGCUGGAAGCCAAGGCUUUUCCUGUGCAGUUCCCCACUGGCCAAAACACGUUAGACGAAGCCAGACGAGUUAUACUGUCACCAAGUAUGUAUUUCAAUGUCAGGCUUUUCUCUGUAGACACUCGAUUUGCCAAAGACCAGAGUUAUCUUUUCUUUGCUCAGUUUGUUACUGAGACUCAUAUGGCCAACAACAGCAUGUCAAUUCAGUCAAGAAAAGGCAAAGCCCGGAGCAAAGAAGGACAAAACAUUUCCAGCAAGAUGCUACAGGACAAAGAAGAGUUAGAAAAACUAAUCCAAAAUAAAGAGGCCACUCGUUUUAUGCAACCCCUAAGAGGAACUCCAGCUUAUUGGGAGAAAGGUUUGCGCGAUUUGCACGCCAUGGUGAGGCAGCUGGGAAAGCCAACCUUCUUUUGUACCUUCUCUGCUGCUGAAAUGAGAUGGCCGGAAGUCAUUGAGGCCAUCAAAGCUCAACACGGAGAGCAGGUCAACUUCUCAGAGCUCGACUGGAACACCAAGUGUGACAUUCUUAGGAGCAACCCUGUUACUGUGAUGAGAAUGUUCUCCAAGAGGGUGGAUGCUCUCUUCACAGAUCUCAUUUUGUCCCCUGCGCAGCCCAUCGGACCAGUUGAGGAUUACUUUUAUCGUGUGGAAUUUCAAGCAAGGGGUUCCCCGCAUAUACAUUCUGUGAUAUGGAUUAAGGAUGCACCUGAGAUGGAGGACCCCUCAUGUUGUGACCAAGUCAUCAAUUUCAUCGACCGUUACAUAUCCUGUCAGUUGCCCGAUGAAACCACAGACCCUGAGCUCCACAAAAUUGUAACGGAGGUUCAAAUGCACAGCAAAAAGCAUUCCAAAUCAUGCAAGAAAGGAAAUGUGCAAUGCAGAUUUGGAUUUCCCAAACUACCCAUGGACCGCACCAGAAUCACAGCCCCUCUCUUAUUCGACUUUGAAAAUGAUUGUGAUGAAAAAGCUAAGCAAUCCAGACAAAAGGAUGUCCAGAAGAAGUCCAGAAAAUCGAAGCCAAUAAUCAUCUCAAACCAACAAAGAGAAGCAAAGAGGAAGCUGAAAUCAAUAAGGGAUUUGCUCAUGGAUCAAAAAUCUUCUUUCAAGGAUUUGCCAGAAUUACUCCAGGCUUGUAAGAUGACCAAAGAAGAAUACAACCACUAUGUGGAUGCUCUGACUUCUGGAAUGGUAGUGAUGAUGAAGCGUGAUCCCAAAGACAGCUGGGUGAAUGGAUACAACCCGGAUCUCCUGCGUGCUUGGAAUGCUAACAUGGACAUUCAGUAUGUGAUCGAUGAGUACAGCUGUAUUGAGUACAUGAUGUCCUACAUAGCCAAGCCAGAGCAUGAAAUGGCGCAGUUCCUCAAAUCCAUUGUCGAGGAUCUAAAGAAGUCCGAUAUCAACCAACGGGACGAGAUGAAAAAGAUCAUGCAGGCCUAUUCAAAACAGAGAGAAGUUAGCGCUCAAGAGUCAGUAGCCCGUACAUGUAGUCUACCCCUUAAAAAGUCAUCACGCAGUGUCAUUUUUAUCCAAACUGAUGAAGACUGUGUGAAAAUGAGCCUUCCCAUGAGCAAACUGAUGAACAUGGCCCCAGAUGAAGAGAAUGUUUGGAUGACAGGAUUGCCUGAAAAAUAUCUCAACAGACCUGAAACGUUAGAAUUUCAACACAUGUGCCUGGCGGAAUUUGUGUCGGAAUACAGGGUCCUUUAUGGAAAACAAAUUGAAGGACCAAAUGCAAUCCCCCUCCUAAAUGAUGCCGGAUACAUCCAGAAGAGAACAAUGGGCAAACCAGCAGUUAUCAGAUUUACCCGUUUCUCAGAGAAGAAAAGACCAGAAAAGUUUUACAGACGGCUUCUGAAGUUGUACUUUCCACACAGAAGAGAUGAGGACCUGAAAAAUGAGGAACACACAACUUACAAAGCCUUUUACGACAAUGGACUCUGUGGUAGCUGGCAAGUUAAACAGUACGUUGAGUGGAACCGCAAAAGAUACGAAGGUGAAGGAAAGAAAAUCGACAAGAUUAUGGAAGAACUGACAAAGCAAGGACCGGUUCGCAAUGCUUGGAACACUUUUGCUCCUGAAGUUGAGUUGGACCGUUUGGAAUGCGUAGCGGAGCGACCCUCAAUCGAUGAAAGUGAAGAACAAGACCCUGUCCCAGAAUACCAAGUUGAUGUCAACAGUGGAGCCAUGCCAGCAAUCGAAAUACCCAAAUUGAGCCCUGAUUUUAUUAGACAAAUGUACCGUAGUUUAAAUGAGACUCAAGCGUCCAUGUUUUACGCCAUUCGCCAUUGGUGUCUGCAACGUGUCUGGGGUCAAAAUCCAGACCCGUUCUUUUAUUUUUUGACUGGAGGGGCGGGCUGUGGCAAGUCUCAUGUUAUCAAAUGUGUUUACCAGGAAGCAACCAAGCUCUUGCGCCAGCUUCCCAGAUUUCGCGAUAUUGGUGACAUGUCUCAGCCCACGGUACUCCUCACAGCUUUUACUGGAACUGCAGCUUACAACAUCUCAGGCAAGACUUUACAUUCAGUUUUGAAGCUACCCAAAAGCUUAAAGCCACCAUACAAAGGACUUGGAAAUACACUGGAUGAAGUGAGAGCCGUUCUUUCCAAUGUAGAAAUCUUAAUCAUUGAUGAAAUCUCCAUGAUCUCCAAAGACUUGUUUUCAUAUGUCCACUGGAGAUUUCAACAAAUCAAGGGAAACACAAGACCAUUUGGAGGGAUUUCUGUUUUGGCUGUGGGAGAUUUCUACCAGCUGCCACCAGUAGGAGGAGCAAAACCUCUUUGUGUCACUGAGGCCGGCGUCCUUGAUAUCUGGAACGAAAAUUUCCACAUGGUCAGUCUGACGGAAAUCAUGCGACAGAAAGACGACAGAGCAUUUGCGGAGCUCCUGAACCGGAUUAGAGUUAAAGGGAAAGCAGAUUUACUCAGCGACGGCGACAGAUCUCUCUUAACACAAACUAUUACCGACCCCAAAGAGUGUCCAAUGGACGUGCUGCAUGUUUUUGCCACAAACAAAGAGGUGGACGCUCACAAUGCAGCAGUUGUGGCUUCUUUAUCAACAGUAAUAGUUGAUGUUCAGGCAGAGGACUACAAGAGGGAUACAAAAACAGGAAACAUGACAAAUCUAGGUAGCUGCGUCAAAGCCAAGAAACGAGAUUUGCCUGACAAUCUACAAGUCGGAUUGGGAAUCAGAGUCAUGAUCAUAAGAAACCUGAACGUAGAGGAUGGUCUUGUCAAUGGAACCUUUGGCACUAUUGCAGAUAUCAUCACCAGGACUAAAGAUGGAAACAGAACCGUGAAAUUAAUAGGACUGAAACUGGAUAGUCCCACAGCUGGCCACACCAAAAAAAUCAAAGGGAAACCAGACAACUUUGUUUACAUCGAGAGAUUUGAGGAACAAACCAGCAUAAAAGGAGUUGUUCGACAUCAGUUUCCAAUCAAGUUGGCGUUUGGAUGUACAGCACACAAAGUACAAGGGAUGACCAUGAAGUCUGCAGUUGUUUCUUUGAAGAGAGUUUUUGAACACGGAAUGGCAUACGUCGCCCUCAGUCGCACAACUUCUCUGGAAGGACUUAAAAUCAUUGAUUUGGACGAGAAUAAGAUCUACGCCGAUGAAAAUAUCAGAGCAGCUAUGGAUUCGAUGAGAACAGCAUCGUUCUCAAACGCCAGACCCCUCUUGAAUUUUCAAUCACGUCAUCAAAGUGCAACUUUAAGAAUUAUUCAUCACAACGUCGAAGGUCUCAUCUCUCAUUCUGAGGACAUGAAACACCAUCAUGAACUCAGAUUGGCAGAUAUUUUAUGCCUUACCGAGACUCAUUUAUUUGGAUCUUCUGCUCCAGCUUGUUGCCAAAUGGAGGGUUAUUGUUUCUUUUCACGCAACAGACAUGUUUCUUAUUCCAACCGAGUGGACAUGUCUACCAAAGAGGGGGGAGGAGUCGCCACUUACUGCAGGAGUCUUCUACAACCCCAGGAGCGGAGAUACUUUCACAAUGUUACCGAUCUCGAAUACAACGUUGUGAAAGUGGAUGCGCCGAUCACAGCCCUCAUUGCCACGGUUUACAGGCCACCAAGUUAUGAUCUAGCUACGUUUUUGACAAACAUGGAAAAUCUUUUGGAUGGCCUGAAUUCAAUGGAUAUUCAGCCAGUUGUGGUAUUGGGAGACUUCAACGAGGACCUCCUCUCUCCGGGGAAAAAAGCAAUCAAGGAGUUGUUUGGAAGCAAAGGAUUACUCAACUCAUCUCGGAUCCAACAACGGAAAGGCAGACUCUCAUUGACCACAUUUACAUUUCUCAGCCAGAAUAUUGUGUUCAGUCAGGUGUGUUGCAGACUUAUUACAGUUACCACAACCCUGUAUAUUGCAUUUUGGCUUCAUUUUCAGCUGCAUCUUCACCAUGACUUGAGAGGAGGGCUGGGAAACAAAUUACACUAGGACAAUAGUCCUGUCAUUUUUAAUGGUACUCCAUCUUAGGUAAAAACACCAAAGUGAGAACAAAUAAUCAGAAUCAAAUGUCCUCAAUGAUUCGCUUGGAUACUGGAAAUCCAGUUGAUGUAUUUAAAGGGUAAUAAGAAUAACGGUGUCGGCUGACGGCCUGUACAGGUCCAGUAACGGCUGUGAAGCUUAUUGCUCAUGAAUACUUCAACUUGAGAUGACCACAGUACUCCAUUUGAGGCACCGAGUGGUCACCUAGGAUACCCCUGGGAUAUUGUAAGAAAGUGAAUGUAUUUAACAGCUAAUAAGAAUAGCGGUGUCGGCUGACGGCCUGUACAGGUCCAGUAACGGCUGUGAAGCUUAUUACUCUUGAAUACAGCUACUUCAGACGACCACUGAACUAAUUUGGAGACCAGUGCAUUUUUGAAACAUUUUAUUUAACUCCCCUAGAGAACCUGCUAGAGCUCUCUAGUAUUCUUUUUAUUUUCCUUUUUUGGUUUUCUUUCUGAUCAUGAGCCAAUGCUCCAGUCUGAUGGAGCAGUUUUUUCCACACUAUGGACAUUCUCCACUCCGCUCUGUUUGCUUGGCCAUUAUGUUAAUUUGCUUUGAGUGGAAAGAACCGUUUUUUGCCCAGUUUUAGUAAGUUUUUGCAGGCUUGAGAGCAUGCAACGCACGGCAUGACUCAUGAGGGUUCCAAGAAGAGAUGGAGGAAGCUGGACCUGGUCGAUUUGCAGAGCGGCCCAUCAUACGUCACCAAGCGCAGGACACCCCAACCCACCUGGCAGCCUUGAUCUUCCAAGCAGU